UAUACCUACACAAAGUAUGAGGAAUAUAUACAUAUAUAUAAAUGAACAUAUUAAUUGAUUUUAAUUAAACCAAAGAGAGAGUGAAAGGAAGAAUUACAGGCACAAAAAGCAUUGUGCUAUAUUAAUUAAUUUUUCAUUCUCUCCAAUUGAAGAUCAUGGCGAUAAUGAAAACAGUAAUAUUAAUGGUGCUAAGUCAAAUAGUAUCUGGAAGUGUUAACAUUUUCUACAAAAUUGCUGUUGCUGAUGGAAUGAAAGUUCAAAUUAUGGUCUUCUAUAGAUUGGUUUUUGCUACUGCUUUCAUGGUUCCUCUUGCUUUCAUUAUGGAAAGAAAAAGAAGACCAAGAUUAACCUGGACAAUACUCUUACAAGGUGUCAUCAAUGGAUUUUUGGGGGCAGCACUUGGAAGCAACUUGUUAGCAGAGAGUUUAAUUUUCACAACAACAACAUUUUCAUCAGCCAUGUCUAACCUCACUCCUGCAGUUACAUUAAUUAUGGCUGUAAUUUUGAGGAUGGAAAGCUUGGACAUGCAUAGAUUAGGAGGAAAAGCCAAGUUGUUAGGAACUUUAUUGGGCAUUGGAGGAGCAUUGGUUCUGAAUCUUUAUAAAGGAGUGAAGAUCACAUUACCACAUUUGAAUAUCCAUUUGCUUCACACUCCUAAUGCCACUGCAACAACAGCACAAUGGACAGCCCAUGGCAAUAUUUGGGGCUCAUUACUUGCUUUUUUGAGUUGUGUUUCAUAUGCAUCUUGGUUAAUCUUUCAGGGCAAGAUGAGGCAGAGGUACCCCAUGUACUCAAGCACUGCCUUGAUGUGUUUUUGUGGGGCAAUCCAAGCAGGCAUCUAUGCUUUUAUAAGGGAAAGGGAUUCAUCUGCCUGGAAUCUUGGCUGGAACAUCAGACUUUUCACUCCUGCUUAUUCCGGCAUUGCUUCUUCAGGAUUAGGAGUAACCAUAAUAGCAUGGUGCACAAAACUAAAAGGACCGCUCUAUGUCUCAUCGUUCUACCCGUUGUCACUUGUCUUUGUAGCCAUUGUUGGUACAAUUGUCCUUCCUGAGGAGCUGCACCUUGGAAGCAUAGUAGGAUCAAUAUUCAUCGUUAUUGGCUUAUAUGUUGUGUUAUGGGGGAAGGCCCAAGAGAGAGUAGCUGAUCCUGAAGCCUUAAAACGUAACGAAAAUGGAGUCAUUGAGAUCAUCUCAUUUGCUGGUGUAAAUCAGGCUACCGCUGCAGUAGUCCCAGAAUUCAAAACUGAUGAUCAAAUUCUUCCAAAAUCAGCUGCAGCUAAUCAGGAAGCAUAACUUGAAGAAACCAACUCCAACCACACGUCAUGCUACGCUGAAGUUCAGCAGUUAAUUAUUUUAGUUCCACUUUUAUUGAUUUAAUUCAAAUAGAGCUCAAGAAUUUAUAAAUCCAUGUAUAACAAAUAUCAGUCAAUAAAGAACUAGAAAGGUGUGGAAAACAUAA
Messenger RNA from Capsicum annuum, 1458 nucleotides. RefSeq names its product WAT1-related protein At1g68170-like. The coding region runs from base 156 to 1292 and encodes 378 amino acids. NCBI's taxonomy places the organism in Eukaryota, Viridiplantae, Streptophyta, Magnoliopsida, Solanales, Solanaceae. The transcript is spliced from 7 exons. Gene Ontology annotation, cellular component: plasma membrane. The record is from RefSeq and is a predicted model, not a curated record. Gene Ontology annotation, molecular function: transmembrane transporter activity.